AUGUCAAUCUGGAUGGCAACCGUCAAGGUGUAAAGUUCAAAGUGCUUCCUUAGCUAGCCAGGUCCACGUUGAACCCGAAGCCUUCAAAAGUGGUGAUGGGGAUAGGUCGGCAAAUUCUUUUUCCCGCAACGCAGCGCAACCGCCUCACAUGCAGGCGGUUGGUUGGACGCGACUCCAACAACAACAAGCAGGAGCUCCCGAGUCUGCAGGAGCAGGAGCAGGAGCAGGAGCAGAAACAGAAACAGAAGCAGAAGAAGCAGAAGCAGAAGCAGAAGCAGAAGCGGUGGACUGUGCACGGCAGUGA
Molecule: messenger RNA, 304 nt
Organism: Hymenoscyphus albidus
Lineage: Eukaryota; Fungi; Ascomycota; Leotiomycetes; Helotiales; Helotiaceae
Source: the annotation of a GenBank genome assembly